Messenger RNA from Enterobius vermicularis (human pinworm), 384 nucleotides. The record is from the annotation of a GenBank genome assembly. Lineage: Eukaryota; Metazoa; Nematoda; Chromadorea; Rhabditida; Oxyuridae.
AUGACCAGUAGCGUUGAAACAUUGAAGGCUCGUUUUGAGGAGGAGUUAGGCAAAUUUAAACAACUUGAAAGGGACCGCGAAAAAAAUAUAUCGAAUAGGCAGCAAUUGGAAGGACAGUUAACAGAGAAUAACCUUGUUAAAACGGAGCUAGAAUUGCUGGAAGAAGAUGCUACUGUGUAUAAAUUAAUUGGUCCUGUGCUAGUAAAGCAAGACUUGGCUGAAGCUAGACAAAAUGUAGACAAACGCAUAGCCUAUAUAAAAACAGAAAUUAAGCGAUUAGAAGAGACAAUGGCAGAUGCCGGCGAAAAACAGAAAGCUCAGAAGGAAACACUGGUGAAGAUUCAAACGGCUUUAAAACAACGUCUCACCAGUGACAAUCGUUGA